Molecule: messenger RNA, 507 nt
Organism: Diversispora eburnea
Lineage: Eukaryota; Fungi; Glomeromycota; Glomeromycetes; Diversisporales; Diversisporaceae
Source: the annotation of a GenBank genome assembly
AUGUCAUUUACCUAUAUUAACGAAUUACUCAGUUCUCCUUCAACAUCUGAGUUAUUCAGUAACCCUUCAUAUCCGCUUUAUUUAUCAGUUGAAACAUUAACUAAAGCAGCUGAAAAACAAAGGUCUUCCAAACGAGCUCCUUAUUCUAUACCACGACCACCCAAUCCAUUUUUCAUCUUUAGAAAAAAUUAUACAGCAAAGAUGAAACAGGAAGCGGAGAGGUCAUCCACAACUGAUACUUCGAAAAAUGUUGGGAAGAUAUGGAAAGAACAGGGUCCUAAAGUGAAAAAACUUUUUCAAGCUUUAUCACUGUUAGCGAAAAAGAAUCAUAAUUUAAAAUAUCCCGAUUAUAAAUACCAACCCAAAUCGAAAACUCUUAAACAACUUACAUUUUGUCACGUCGAUCCGGGAACAGGAAAUAAAGAUGAAGAUAACGAAGAGGGUGAGUUAAAUAAUUGUUCUGAUGACUUUGUAUCUGAAUUUUUUUCGAACAGAAAUAAUUCGUAG